UGAUCGCUGUGUGUCUUCAAUAAGACCAGGACUGGAAUAUAGAGUAACAACUCUGCACGAUUCCUUCGAGGUCACUUAGGAUCCUCAUCAGCGUCGUCCUUAGUUCCGAGGAGUGCUCUUGAGCUUUCGCGCGGCAGAUCCCUCCGUGAUUUUUUGUGUCUUCUCGCGGCCCACACGCAAUGCACAACUCAAAAAUGUCUACGUACUCACUCGAGGAAGUCGCCAAGCACAAUAAGAGAAGUUCGUGUUGGCUCGUCAUUCGUGAAGGAAUAUACGACGUAACGAAUUUCAUGAAAGAGCAUCCAGGAGGCGAAGAACUGAUGUUCGAACAAGGCGGACGCGAUAGCACCGAACUUUUUUACGCGAUCGGUCACUCAACCGAUGCAAGAAUGCUUAUGGCCAAACUCAAGAUCGGCGAGCUGUGCGAUGAGGAUAAAGCGAAGAUCAAGGGGACUGCCGGGAAAUCCGACUCCCUCAACGCAACUCCAUUUAAAGGCGGUGUGUCGGCGUGGAUCUACCCGAUUGCCAUCGCGAUUGGCGCGGCACUCCUCUACUUUUCACCCAUGCCUCAAGGACCAAACUAGAGAGUUCAUCCGUUUUUGUUGACAAUAAAUCAAUAUUUUUU
Molecule: messenger RNA, 625 nt
Organism: Galendromus occidentalis (western predatory mite)
Lineage: Eukaryota; Metazoa; Arthropoda; Arachnida; Mesostigmata; Phytoseiidae
Product: cytochrome b5
Exons: 3
Coding region: 180-584 (134 amino acids)
Cellular component (GO): intracellular membrane-bounded organelle; membrane
Molecular function (GO): heme binding
Source: RefSeq, a predicted model, not a curated record